GCAGAGAACAAGAUGUUUAGAUAGAAUUUUUAAAUAAUAAAUGUAUACAUAGCUUAUCUUUAAGACUCUAAAAAGCACAAGUGCCUGUGUAAAAUACUCGUACGUUUCAUGGUAAUCUUGUGCAAUAAACUUUCGAAUGCGACGAAGCGUCUUGGACAAUACGUGCCUUUUUGACGCUUUUCGUUAACGAAAUUUUACGAGUCCGCGCGCGAUGGAUGCUACACAUCUGAUGCGAUGGAGUGGCCGCAUAUGUCGAUUGAUACUCCAUAUUAACACUUAAUUCAUUAAAUCUAUAGAUUGAGUCUUACUACAAGUCAUUACCUAACUGAGAAUAUUCAUAUCUUCAUAUACAGUUGCAUGAUAUUGAGUAGCCCCAAGAUAAUUACUUCAGUGCGUAUACGCGUCGUGCUCAUGUUAUAUUCAGGGCUCCCUUAGAGCCACAGAGGUUGAACUUGCCCCCAUUGUCAUCUCUCUGUGACUGCUAUCUAAAGCCGAUCGCUCGCUUCCAUACUUGUCAGAGAUCUGUAGUUCGGUCGUAUGUUCAUGUACUACGAGUACGUUUAGCAUGUACAUGCGACUAGGAGGCUGUUGAUUAUUCUACGGCGAAUUCGAUGGGCUUUCGUAGGGAUGACAGCACCCGUUGAAAGAAAAGCACACGGAAAUGCGCAGGACGAAGGACUAAGCUGAUAGUUCCAACUGCGUAACCGAUAGCUCUACUUUUCAAGGGCAAUGGCCAUUAUCCAACCGACACCCACAAUGAUCUAAAGCACACCAAAUAAGCACAUGUUUGGACGAUCAAAGGACGAACCAUUUACCUAAUUCGGUAGAACCGUAUUCAACAACCUUUACAUACUAUAUGCUACUGACUCGUUUGUCAAAACCUGACAUAGCAAAAUAUGAAGCCACAUGUCCACACGAUACUUUGUACUUGUGCAACGCCCGCUAGUUGCGUGUGACUGUCUUGGUACGAAAUUGAAUGGAACGAGAAUUGUCCUUGUGAUAUUAACAUAUGAGCACAGGAUUGACUCUUUUUGUACAUGUGUUUAUGUGGUAGAAUGAGACAAAUUUGCAACGCAAUUGGCUCGCUUAAUACUUCUUCGAGACCAGUUGACAAUACGUUCGUUUUGUAUUCUUUAUUUUCUGGCCACCCAGGCCCGACAUGCCAUUGAUCUAUUAUCAACUGCAUCCAGUAUUUGAGCCGUUACGUAUUACUGUAGGCCGCCGGUUCCUUUCAGCACGAAACGAACCGUCUCUACGUCUGGAUUCGAAUCUUACCCCAAGUUUAGCGGGCAAACAUGUUGCCCGCUGCGCCAUUACGAGGACGACUGCUCUGUGAAACAUUUACAUGGAUAGAAUGAGAGGGUCUGCCAAAAACUGAAAAGAAGACCGUAUUUUCACUACAUUGGGCUAGACUGCGUUAGCUUAUUCUUAGCUGACAGUGAUGACCCGUUAGCUGGCCGCUGUUGGUCGAGUUCAUUGCACUUGUCAAGCACAUUAUGCAUUGCAUAGACAUUAACUAAUAGUAUCCUGUCUUUUUUAUUGAUUGAGAGAUUUUAUUGAUUUAGAAAGUUGUAAAUCGUCGAAGAAAAAAGCAAAUUAAAAAAUGCCAGCGCUUAUCUUAAGUUCACGUAUUAAUAUUCUAUGAAAUACUAAUUUUUCUUAGGAUCAUAGUUUGCAGAAUGGACGACAGCGACAGUCUUCGGCUACGUGGCCAGGAUCCUAGUAUAAACAAUUGAAUCAUUAGAUUUAGGUAAAAGCAUAUGUACAUUUUCUGUGUAACGAUGUUCGACUAUCAGUUAAAAUGUGUUGACCUGAGCUUUUGUUUUUGACAGUUCGAAGUGAUUUGACAAGCUAUAAAUAAUGAUGAACGUUUCUGACGAGAGAUUCUAUAUAUCUUCGGAAGCACUUCAAACGUUUAAUCUGCAGAGUCAGUAUCGCUUCUCUAAGAUACACCUCAACUGCAUAACCGGUACAAAUGACGAUAUAGCACUAUAUAUCUAGCUUUUUGGUUCGACACGCUAUGAUAGUCGAUCAUGCUUUUUAGGCGGCUUAGAGGAAUUGUAGCUCUUUACGUGCCUGGUUGUCUUCCUCUCUGGAGCAAGGCACCGGCUGCCACGUCAUAAGUGAAACCGGGCUAUGUCGGCCUCCAACUAUAUGAAUAAUGCUAAUGACUUCGCUUCUUGUCACUAUAUAUAUCAAUAAGCAAACAAGAGCUUGUUUUACCUGCUGCCUUGGUAAAAUCCAACUAUCGAGCACAAAAACGUUGAUAUUCGUAUUAAGUUGCGGUAUUUUACACGUUAUGGUUAUAGGUUUGGGAUUUGAUCUCGGUUUGAGUGACUUCAUGCUGCUGACGUGUCUCACUCGCGCCUCUACUAGCUGAAGCGUGCAAUUCUCUUUAUGUUGUCCGAUUGGCAUUGUCCGCCGUAUACCUCAAAUAUGGCCACCUCUUGUUUACUGAUAGAACGAAGAGUUGUUGGUGUGCUUAGUCGACUUUGUUUGAUGCCUUAACGAAACUGGCUAUUUUAAGCUUGUCAUUACACAGAAUAGUGUGCUAAAAAAAAAAACCAGCGCAACUGAAACGCCAGCUAACGAUUGUCGCCCACAUUUGUCUGUUCAGUUAAAAAAAACGGAAGGUAGAAAGUGGUCAAGACACCCCGUGAUACCUACGAAAUCUAUGAAAAUGUGGGAUCAAUGGCCGCAUGUUAGUUUUGAAGAGGAUAUCAGCUGUUUACUGGUUGACCUCAUUGACUCAGUGGCUCUUCGGGAUCACUAAAUAAAACUUAAUACUGGACGUUCGAUUAGGGAAAUGAAGAGAUGCUAAACAACGCAUGUACACGUACAUACCAUAGAAGAAAUAAGUACAACGUCUAUUUUAGCACAAUGUCUAGUGACUCUCGAAUCAGUAUUUAAAAGGAACGAUUAUACUGUAGUUUCUCUAUGCCGAAAGUAGGAUGUCGGCAGCUCCAGUGACCUGUCUGAUAUACCUGCAAACAAUAGACCUGAUAUACAGUGAAUUGGGUUUAAGGAUAUUUGAUACCACCUAAAAUGACGAAAGGUUGGUAGCAUCGGGAUCUAUAUUGAUUCAAAGGCAUUGGGUGUCUCGAUGUGCGGGUGAUCAGUGCGUUCAGUAUUCUUCCGGCUAACCAGUAAUACGAGCAAAGGCCAUCAUAGUGAUCAGCAUUGGCGAAGAAAUCACAAAGCCGGUCACAGGCGCCAAAUGUCGAACUUACUUAUUAGAGCCUGUCAAACAAUUUCAUCCUCUACCUAUUUCAGUGUGGAUGAAACGGUCACGAAAUGACGCACCGAAACUAUACUCACAACAAUAGUUAAUGUUAUUGUUAGUAAGUAAAUGUUGUCUCAUGAGGCUUUCAUAGUCUUUGUGAUUAGUGCUAAUCUGAGGAUAUCAUCUAUGCAUAUUCGUCCAAACAACGUCUUCUGUUGUGAAAGGGAGUUACGAAAAAACCAUCUAACGCGCACCGUCUUGCUCAUUACUGGAACACGUCUAACUCUGGAUGAAAGUGCUGGCCUUUCGGCUCGUGAGAAAUAUCAAAAGAUACGACUUGUGUCAGAUUGACUCCGUCUAAAGGCUGCCUAAGCUCAGAGAGAGCCACCGGAUGGGCAUCGCCCAAUGGCUCUCUGGUGCGGACUGAGGAUUCGUUCAGAGGCGCUUGUUUGCAUUCAGACCUUGUGAACUGGGAUGAUCAGGGGUCUGUCCAUCAGGUGAAGUGACAAACCUGCAGACUUACCUGAAUAAUCUUAUGAGCUAGUAUGCACUGUAUGAGUAUCUGUUUAUCUAUAUAGUGGUUAUUGUGCUCGCUGGGUAAGGCUGUGAACACGCCUUGCGAGGUAUAACCGACAAUGGCUGCCACAAUGUUAUUGAAUAAACGGAUUACGUCACCCGUGGGGGUGGUAGCACCUCUCGUCAACGGAGGCUGCUCCAUGUCCGACCUCAAGGAAAGCUAUCGAGUCUUCAAGGAGAAAGCCCAGCUCAUCACAUUUCAACUACUUGAACAGGCAAAGGAACGCGCGAGUGUAUUGUGGCUGGUCUCGAAAGCGCACAACAAUCGGGUCCCUACCGAACUCCGAGAUCCUUACUACAGAGACCACGAGGACCAGUACCGUCUGAAACCACAGAUUGUUCAGGGUCUUUCGUCGGGUGAGCUGUAUUGCAUGGCGCUGGCGUCAAUUUACGCAGAUCCUAAUUACCACACCCUCAGUCACGUCGGCAUCAUUUCGGCACUUCAAAAAAAAGGUGUUGAAGUCCUCGCGCCGGCGGAUGGAACGACAACUCUCAAUGAAACCACGCUUACCCAGAACGCACCCAUCCGAAUGGCUGCGCAUAUGUCUGUGAUUGAAGCCAUAAUGGACCUCUACAUCAAGGAGGUGCUCAUUCCACUCAAGGUCUUCGAGGUUGUUCGUCGAUAUAGUGAAGUGCAGUACCCAGACGAGGUGCCCGUAACCUCAGAGGAAGCUGCUCUACUCUGGAUCAAUGCAGCUACCGUGGCCCUGCGAGAACGCGUUCAGCUGGAAGCGGGCCAGCCUGUGCCUCCCGCGACCAUCAUGCAGGACAUGGCGGAACUGUCGGAUGGGUGUGGUCUUUCUUCGUUGCUUUCUUUUUACUGCCCGGAUGCAUUACCGUGGCAGGAGCUAUGCCUAAACGAUCCUAUGAACCUGACCGAUUCACUGUGCAAUCUGCAGUUGGUGCAGGCGUUCUGCGAGCAGAACCUUCCUCACGAUAUUUGUUUUCUAACGCUUGAGGAUCUAUUGUUUAUGCAUGAGACGAUUAGGCCAAAUAUGCUAGCGCUGGUAGCCGAUCUCAUGUAUUUGUUCGAGAUUCGACCGGCGAAGUGUGUCGUCAAGCCAGGUUGGGAACUGGAGGAUGACAACGAUCUGCCUCAGCCACAGGAGGAGGUCCAGUACAAUUACACGCUACGGAAAGCACGCAAGCUCCAAAACUCGUGUUCGCAUAUCCCGGAUCUGCUCCUACAGCCAGAGGGGAUGCUGCAAAGGGACAAGAAAGGUCGACCCCAGAGGACAUCUGGUAGCCAGGAUAGCCACCGAGAAGCCCAUUCUCAUUCGAAGGAUAGUAACAAAGAUGAGAACACCAGUGACCCGGAAGAGCUUGAGCAGUUUUCGGGUUACUUUAAUAAAAUGAAUAUCUCGGCACCGAGCAGCACAACCGGUGCGGGAAAUGGGGCCGUGCUCGAGAGGAACUCUCAUUCGACCCAUGCCAGUCCCGCUCAUCGAAAUAAUAAUAACAGGCGAGGUAGUCCUGACAAGACGGGCCGAGAAUCCUCUCAGGACGGUAACUCUACCCUAGAGAAUUACUACACCCAGUUCAAUUCGAUUGAGGAUCGCUCUCACGAUGGUGAAGGCGGUCAGCCUCUCCGAAGAGUUCCUUCGCAGUCGCACAUCCAGAACUUUUCAGGGAGCCAGGCAGCACUUCAGAUGAUGGAUCCCGAUGCACCGGAUCCCUUCGAAGGUGCACGGGACAACAAGCAGACGAGCUUUGCGCAGCUUUCUUCUCAGGAUUGCUCCUCUCAAGUGAAUUUUACAUACAAGGCGGAACGGCGAUCCAAGAAACCGACCACGACCUGGAUGCAGCAAACGCCUACGGGCGAUGAAGGAGGUGAUGUUGAGGAAAUGUUUGCCGUUCGGCAACAGAUGGAUGAAAGACGUCAGCGAAUCGAGCAGGAACGGCGAGCAGCUCAGGAGGCAGCGAAAAAGGAACGCACCCAGGCAAACAAACAGGUCUUCCAACAGGUUGUAGGUGGAGGCACCAGGGUGUCUCAAGGUGUGUCCAAUGGCAACAGUUCGGGACCGAUAAGUGUUGGUCGCGGCGAUGACAUCCCGGGGGGUGUAGGAGGAGGCGGGACAAGUACCUCUGAGGAAUCGGACAGAAGAAGUCCCACACCCCCACCAAACGAUCAACAGAAACGACGGCGAAACAGCGCUGAAAGGGUGGCCAAACAGGAGCAGGUGCUGAACUCAUUGAUUCACUCGCGGUCGGCUUCGCAUGUAAACCACCUCAGUGGCACUGGUCAGCCGACAACAUUCUACCUGCAUGACGCAGGUUCCCCCAUUCAUGGAUACCCCAGCGCUGUAAUGCGCAGGCAAUGGGGGCCUCCAGCCGCACCCCCUGCGGCAAUGUUUGGUGGAUUCGGUCCAAUGGGCGGAAUGCCGGGUACCUAUCCAGGUGAGAUAAUGCCCCCAUACUGGGCAUCUCCUCAGCCUUCGUGGGGCGCUUCCCAGCCGCCACAAUCCCUCAACCAUACCAUGCUCCAGCAGCAGCAACAGCAAGCACAUCCUUUCGUUCAACAGCCUUAUAACUUGCAUGAGCCCUCAGUACAACAGCAACAGCACCAACAACAGAUGCACUUGCAAAUUCAACAUGAACAACAUCGAAUCGAUCAGGUGCAGAUCGUACAACAGCAGCAGCAUCUGCAGCAAGCUCAGCCUCAGCAGCAGCAGCAGCAGCAGAUUAAAGAUGUAGGCUAUCAAGAGCGUACAAAAACACCAUCGCCGCCUCCACCAGCUCGGCCAGAGCGAAAAAAGCGGGAUACCGGAACUUCGGCCAGUGGACGGAUAUCUGAGGAGCGGGUUGAUCAACAGGAGAAUACGCCACCUACAACCGAACGAACUCAGGAACGAGAACGAGACGGUGGAUCGUUCUUUAUUUCAUUCGGCGAUGACAAUGGGGGUGACACAAAAGGAACCGUCAUCAAGCCAAAGCCUAAACUACGACCACGCAUCCAGCCCGGCCGAGAUGAGGCCGAUACGACAGUCACGUCACUAUGUGGGGGCACUCGACCUGUGUCAAUGCCCACGGUCUCUACGACAACGAUUAACUCAAUGACGAUCACCAAGUCCGAGGGCAGGCGAUUAUCGACACGUCUCGACUCGUCGAUUCGAAGCGGCUCAGGAGUAGAAACGGCUGAUAAUGCCUCAGCGCCCGUCACGAAAACCCAACCCUCGGCCGACGGUUUCGUCAUCGGCGAUGGGAAGUCGCUAUCGGACGUCGAGAUGGCUCGUAGGAAGGAGAUGAUCAUGAUGGCAUCGCUAAAACGACGUCAACAACAGGAACAACUGCGACUCCGUAAAGAGAACGAACAAGCGAUGAGGCGGGCGCACGAACAAGCUCGAAGAGACGAGGCCGAACGUAAGCGCGAGGACGAUAAACGACGUCGGGAGAUCAUCCUCGAACAAUACCGGCUGCGCAAAGCUCAAGAGGAAGCCGAGAAGAAUGGAGCGCCCCCCGUGCACCACGCAUCACUCAUGGCCGGAUCUACUCCGAACGGCAGCAUUCAGCGGCGGCCGAAGAGCAGGUCGGCAUCGGUGACGCGUCCGCGACCUAAAAGUGUCCACAUUGGUUCCUCUCUGGCCUCGCAAGCGACCGGCGGACCCGCUGGAGGAGACUCAUUGUCCUAUUCGUCCGUCAAUUCGCACACAUCAAAUUCUACUGCGGACGUUACCGCCAGGAGACUGUCCAUGGGAGGAUCUCAGCAAGGUCUGGAUUCAGUUGGCCGUGGUAAUACUGGCGCUGCUGUGGGAAUCGGUAGCCUUAAGCGUGAGCCUUCGUAUCCGGACUUCAGUCGCUACCGAAAUAUAGGCCCACCUUCUGAUGGCGCUAGCGAUACAGCUUCAACUUCAUCAUUGUUCCCGGGCGAGUAUACUGGGCCGAAGCUGUUUGUCAAGCCAAGCGCCAAAAGCAAUCGUUCGAUAAUUCUUAAUGCUCUAAAUGUGGUCCUCGCAGGUGCCGUGAAUGCUGAUACGAAAAAACGUGCCACGAAUGAAAUAAAUGCAACCGACGCCAAACACCUUCUGAUACUGUUCCGGGGUGCGAACCUUCAAUUUCGCGGUAUCUAUACGUAUAAUCCGGACAGAGAAGAAGUAGUAAAAAUUUUCGGGGCAGGCCCCAAGAACGUUACGGAAUCGAUGCUCGACUUGUUCUACAAGUACAAUUCAGGCUCGAAGGGAUUCACGCAGAUUCAUACGAAACAUCUCAGCGCCACAAUAGAUGCGUUCACCAUCCAGAACUCAUUGUGGACGGUGCGCAAGAGCGUAACCAGCAAGUUCGCAGCAUCUCACCACGCUCGGUCCGGCGACUUCAUGUAAAAAUAACACGAAUAAGAAUAAACAUACAAACGAAUAUAUAAAUAGAGCAGUGAAGUCCUCCGUUGUAGUAGUAGACAAACGAUACCGGCGACAAACGGCAUGAUUAUAUAUUCGCCCGAUUUUCGCGCAAGGCCCCAAUGUAAAUGUGGCAGAAACACUCGAGUAUACCGAUAGUGGUCGCCAUUUACAACAAAAAACAACGCUAGAGCCUCACAAGGGUAAUAAUAUUAAUCUUCCUAAUAUUCAUCAUAGAAUAACAAUUACGUGAGUAACGCUCGUAUUAGUGGAUAUUGAUGGAAUAGGUUACAUUGAUACACGAAGCCGAUGGAAGCAUCACACGCCUCCGAUGUCUGAACGUGACAAGCCAAUGGGCUGUGGUAAUGGACAAUUGUUAUUAUAGCAUGUUACGCGUUUCGGCCUCGAACACACGUGCGGCGGCAAAUCUGCGGAAAGAUGUACGAAUCAAUAGUUACGGAAGAUAAAUGUAGAGUGAAAAGCACGAUUUUUGCCUAUCAAAUCGGAAGCUGCUUGGCGUAGGGCUGUGCAAAUUGAGCGCUUGAAAAAAGAUGAAGAGGAAUGGGAAAAAUCGUCGAAGUUCUAUAUUGUUGUAUAACAGUGACGGCACUAUUUGUAAGUAAUAGAAAGUUACUGAACUUCAUGCUAGUUAUUCCUUUGUAAUAUUCUAUUUGUGGUUAACUAACUAUUAGAAGAGCGAAGUAAUAUAAGACGGUUUUUUUGAUGUGACCCCAUUUUGAUGAUGAAAUAAAACCCAGUAGUACUCAGCAGAGAACACGAAACACAUAUGGAUCCAGGUUAUAUGCAGGAUUGUCGGUCGUGCAGAAGGCCUCUGAUGACGAACAAACAAAUUCCAAGUUAAGCAUUGGUGUUAGGAGACAAUAGUCUUGCACUGACGACACUUUUGCAUAUUGUAUAUUAUAUAAUAGGGAUACCACUAUCAUGUCUCGUUCUAUUAAAAAAAAUAACCAGCCCCAGUUCGGUCUGCGGCUGGCUACCUUGCUUCGAAUUGUUUUGGUAACAUUUUUGCAUUUCGAACGUUUUUAUGGUGAAAAUGAAUGAGAAAAAAAAACAGCCAGAUAACUACGACACCUUCGAAAAUGGUCGAAGUAAUGUUUUUUAUAGAAACUUUAUUGUACGAGGUAGAGCGUACAUUGCAUUGGCGCGGCUUUCAAACUUGUGUGCUUAAGUUGCUAAGUCGAAGAAGAAGUGCAGUACGUAGAACGCUUGUCCACCAAUAUCGCAGAACCGCAACGUUACCUAAUUUGUAGCUUUCGCGUGCGCCGAUGGAAACGGCCAGUGAAAGCCAUUCCGUAGUCGUCGAAAGGAGUAGUAGACAGACGUGGACACCAGGGACAAAAGCGUCCGCUAAAAAAGAUAAGAAAAAAUGAGUCGUAUAUAAUUGCGUUAUAUAUAUAUAUAUAUAUAUAUAUAUAUAUAUAUAUAUAUAUAUAUAUAGGGAAUGACUAAAACAGCAUUGUGUACUUUGAAACAAAAAAAAAGCCGCUACUUCGCCAAUUAUAUUAUCUAUCGCGCGAUUCUAACAAUAGCAAAGCUGAUUCAACUGUUUUACACAAUGCAAAUGACACAAGGCAUAUACAUGAAUACUAAUAAAAUGUAAUAUUUAUAAUGGUAAUGACAAUGCUGGUAUAAGACGAGCGGCAGGGGCAUCUCAGUGCAUGCACCUAGAUGAACGUACGUGCGCGUAGGCAGAGAAUUAGAUUUCUCUAGAAAUGUUUAGAGAAGCUUAAUCUUGAGGGAUCAGUGACAUCGCGUAUUGUAUUCGGUGCAAAGGGGAGAAAUCAUCAUCCAUUUUAUACCAGUUAAGCAGAGAAAUAGAUAUAAAUACACGAAUCCUGACGUGAGCUGUACGCCACAAUGACGACUCGGAUCGAGGCAAGGAGCAGGGCGAAAAGAAAAAAAAAACUGCCGUAAAACCGAAGAAAACACAGAAUUUAACUGAUAAUAAUAAUGAUAAUA
Molecule: messenger RNA, 10110 nt
Organism: Varroa destructor (honeybee mite)
Lineage: Eukaryota; Metazoa; Arthropoda; Arachnida; Mesostigmata; Varroidae
Product: patronin-like
Biological process (GO): negative regulation of microtubule depolymerization; cytoplasmic microtubule organization
Cellular component (GO): microtubule minus-end
Molecular function (GO): microtubule minus-end binding; calmodulin binding
Source: RefSeq, a predicted model, not a curated record